Molecule: messenger RNA, 605 nt
Organism: Phalaenopsis equestris
Lineage: Eukaryota; Viridiplantae; Streptophyta; Magnoliopsida; Asparagales; Orchidaceae
Product: WAT1-related protein At4g08300-like
Exons: 3
Cellular component (GO): plasma membrane
Molecular function (GO): transmembrane transporter activity
Source: RefSeq, a predicted model, not a curated record
AUUAGAGCGGAGAAGUUCAACAUAAGGCGCAGAAGAGGCCAGGCAAAGGCAAUCGGAGCCCUUCUGAUCGUGGCUGGCGCAGUUCUGACGAUUCUAUACAAAGGACCCAUUUUCGAUUUAGUCUUCUACUCCAAAACUCGAGAGAAACAAAGCAGCUUUGCUAGUUCCAUCGGCCAUGGUGGAGAUAGCUUCGGAUGGAUGAAAGGCACAUUUAUGCUUAUAGGAAGCUGCACCUGCUGGGCAGGCUUUCUAAUCCUACAAGCGAACACAUUAGAAACAUACCCAGCAGAGAUUACUCUUACUGCUUGGGUGAGUGUUAUGGGUGCGGUGAUGAGUUCUGUGGUUGCGUUAGUGGUAAAUCGUGGAAGUAGCAGGCCAUGGAUUAUAGGGAUGGAUAAGCGGCUGCUUGCUCCGAUCUACUCUGGGGUGCUAUGCACUGGAGUUGCCUACUAUGUGCAAGGGGUAGUGCUGAGGGAGCGGGGUCCAGUUUUUGCGAGUGCUUUUAGCCCUCUGGUCAUGAUCAUUACUACUAUUAUGGGCUCCGUCAUUCUCGCAGAGAAAAUAUCUCUAGGAAUGUAAGCAUUAAUUAACUAUAAAUAAGUUGU